Messenger RNA from Oncorhynchus kisutch (coho salmon), 718 nucleotides. Its product is annotated as E3 SUMO-protein ligase PIAS1-like. The record is from RefSeq and is a predicted model, not a curated record. NCBI's taxonomy places the organism in Eukaryota, Metazoa, Chordata, Actinopteri, Salmoniformes, Salmonidae.
CACACACACCCCACGCACUCACACACACACCCCACCCACUCACACCCCGGCGUAGGAGGUCGGUCCAGUGCUGAUGUGGCGGCCGCAGCCCUCUACGGGGCCGUCCCCGACGUGAUCUCACUAGACUGACGAUUUUGUUUUCGGCGACUAGCGACUGACUCCGAAACAGAGGGUUUGUUGGUUGUUUAAUGGAGGAUGCAGUCAUGACUACUAAACUGACGCAGAAACAGUUUAACGGUCCCACCCAGUCUACAGCUCUGGUUUUGAGUUGUGUUGUUAAGGCUGACUCCAGAACAGUGGAAUACCUGUCUGUGGCGGAGCCGGUCCCGAGGUGUCGUUUGACUGGGCUGACCCAGGAACAGUUAUAAAGUCACACCCCACAGAUGGAUGGGAUUGGCACCUAGUGUUGCUUGACUGAGUCCAGAACAGUUACCUGUUGGUAGCUGGCUCCCUGACAUCAUUCCACUAGACUGACUCCAGAACAGUUAUCGGUUGGUAGCUGGCUCCCUGACGACAUUCCACUAGACUGACCCCAGAACAGUUACCGGUUGGUAGCUGGCGGCUCCCUGACGACAUUCCACUAGACUGAUAUCAGAGAGGUCUAUGGGUUUCAUCUCUGAAGUCGACAGACUGGACCUAGAUCAGCUCCCUGCCGGUACCUACCAGAAACGCCGUGCAAAAACGGGUAACGCUGUGUACAGAGAACAACAAGUAUAUU